This is a messenger RNA of Laccaria bicolor S238N-H82, 1698 nucleotides long. RefSeq lists its product as uncharacterized. Gene Ontology annotation, molecular function: protein serine/threonine kinase activity; GTP binding. The record is from RefSeq and is a predicted model, not a curated record. The transcript has 6 exons. Gene Ontology annotation, cellular component: cytoskeleton; cytoplasm. Bases 1 to 1698 code for a protein of 565 amino acids. NCBI's taxonomy places the organism in Eukaryota, Fungi, Basidiomycota, Agaricomycetes, Agaricales, Hydnangiaceae. Gene Ontology annotation, biological process: peptidyl-threonine phosphorylation; actomyosin structure organization.
AUGUGGUUCGCCCCUGAAAUUGUUCCUGGCAGGCAGUCACGAGGUUGGUCGGUAACCUUACCGCAUAGCCCCGACUCCAACCCGGCUCUUAGUUCGAGCGUCUCACCCACGGCGCGCGCUGACGACUCUCAUCUCACUCCUAGCAACGUCAUCCAUUCCUCGUCAGGACUCCGACUCCCUUUUCUUAAGUCUCCCACACCAUACGGGCCCACUUUACCGACAAUGACGCCAGGUGGUUUGAUAGCAAUUAUGGGAGGGACUGGAACUGGGAAAUCGACGUUCAUCAACAACAUUGUCGGCAAGGACGUUACGGAUGUUGGACACGGCUUGGAGUCGCAAACCACGGAGGUUAAAGAAUACGAAUUCUCGAUGCCCAAUGGCGUUCGUGUGACCCUCGUCGACACGCCUGGCUUCAACGACUAUAAUGACAAUGGUGGCAAAUCCGACCUAGUAAUUUUGAAAGAAAUUGGCACUUACCUCAAAGCGAAAUAUGACGAGAAACGCAAGUUUUCUGGCAUUCUAUAUUUGCACAACAUCGGCGAUCCCAAAGUCGGGGGAUCUUCGCAGCGAAAUAUGGCGAUGUUCAAGAAGUUAUGCGGACCCGAUCCUCUGAAGAAUGUCGUGGUCGUCACCACAUUUUGGGACGAACUAGAUUUGACGCAAGGUGUCGAAAACGAAUUAGAGCUGAAGACCAAGGAUAAAUUUUUCAAAGGACUCGUUGACGGGAAAUGCAGAUUCGCUCGCUCUGGAAAAUAUCCUCCGGGAAAGACACCCAAAGGUCCAGAGUUCCCCCCUGCAAUCUCUAUUGUCUCGGACCUCCUCGCCCUCAACCCCGUCUUUGUCGAGAUGCAGAAGGAGCUCGCCGAGGGAAAGACUGUGGAGAAGACUUCUGCUGGUGUGGAGCUGUACAAGGAACUUCAAGAACUUAAGCGUCAGCAAGAGAAGGACGUUACCGAUUUGAACAAAAAAAUUGCAGAGUUGAAAUCUGUCAACGCCAAAGACAAAGUAGCGAGGGAGGCAUUGGAAGAUGAAAGCAAGGCGCUGAAAGCGCAACUUGAGGAAUUGGUGACAGGGCAGCACAAUCUACACCAGGAGGUGCAUUCCGGCAGGUCGGAGCUUGUCAACGCUAUAACGCAGUUAAAACGAGAAAAGGAGGCGUCGGCGAAGCAAAGGGAACUCGACUUGGAUAACAUCCGUCGUAUUGAGCUACAACAUGAACUCGAGCUUCUGAAAACUCUACAUGCCAAGGAAAUCCUUGAAUGUCAAUUCCAGAUCCGAUCCCUACUCGACGGCAACUCUCAUGAUGCCUACCAAAGGUCGCAACUUGAAAAAGCUUGCGAAGAUCUCACAGCUACUGUGUCUGAUCUAUCUCAAUCCCUGAAUAAGCUCCGAGAGACAAACAAGAAAGACGCGUUGGCGCGAACGGAACUUGUGCAGGAGUGUGCCCAGCUCCGCGAAAAAGUGACGACACACGGCAAGACACUGUCUGAUCUCGCGGAAGCGAAAUCGAAGAUAGCCCACUUGGAGUCGCAACUGAAAGUAUCGCAGGAGGCGCAGGAGAAAAUGGCAUUUGAGCUAAGCAGAUCCCAGUCGGCUCGGGAAAACGCCAAAUCCAACAAGGACGGCGCGAGAGAAUUGCGAUCGCCUCAGUCUCCGUCCUUGCUUUAUAUGAUUUCGAGCCUCUCUGCAGCACGAUAA